Molecule: messenger RNA, 4278 nt
Organism: Penicillium roqueforti
Lineage: Eukaryota; Fungi; Ascomycota; Eurotiomycetes; Eurotiales; Aspergillaceae
Exons: 3
Coding region: 1-4278 (1425 amino acids)
Source: RefSeq, a predicted model, not a curated record
AUGCGUCUCCACCUUGUUAUCUCGCGCCAUGGCCUGCCGGUCACGCGCAUUCUCUGGACGACGACUUCGUCUACUUCUGUGUUAGGCGAAUAUGGGACUCAACGCCCGGCAUCAACCGCAGCUGUCGCGUCCUCUCGCACCCCGAACAUCGCCUUCUCGAAUGGCGGGUACACGGUCGCACAACUCCUCGAGGAUGUGAACGAAGUUGUGCCGCUGGAAACUGAACCUAGUAUCUUUGAUACGGAGUUCAGUGGCCAGUGGGGAUUGGAAGAUUAUGUUGUCGAGGUUGCCGGCUCGGAAUGUCUCCAUUUUAUGGAGGUUGACGGCUUGCUCCGUGACGGAGACGAAGUUGUCAUCCGCGCCCUUCAAUUGGCAGACCUACGGACCAGAAGGCUAUGUGGUCGCCACCAAAUUACCGCGGAGGGCAAGCAUCUGAUCGACGGCGUGCCUUUCGGGUCACCGUUCUUGAAAAGAACUACCUCUACACGACCUGCAAUAACUAUUCCCCCAAGAAAGAAGCGGCGCACCGUUUUCUCCGGCUGGGACCACGCUCCAGAAUUGGUGGCUGAGGAAGUCCAUGCUGACGAGGAAGGGGAUGGAGAGUGGCUUCCGCAUCCAAACACCGGGUUCGGAAAGGAGCUCUCUGUCAUGCCCGCCGAGCACGAAGAGUCCCUAGGCACGGUUAUUCGUCACCCUGUUGACCAUGCCACGGAAUCUGACAGUGAAGUGGAUAUGUCUGAGAUGCCUGAGGUUGAGGAAGAUGAACUGGAGAGCGAACUCCAAGCACUCAAAGAGGACUUCGACGAAGCUUCUCAAUUUAUUGAUAUCAGGAACCAGACUCGGAAUGCCAGUGGGCACCCACUACGUGCUACCUCGAUAGUCAAGCGACCAACUUCCAAGGGGUCACUUGCAGCUGCCUCAUCUCUUUCCAGCAAGCGGUCUCGUGCGGAAGACCCAUCUCCUAGAGCCUCCAAGGCUGUGAGAUUCAACAAGGGAGAUAAGCAGGAGGAUAAGGAAAUGCCUGAUCUCCCACAACUUCCGCAGGCCGUACACGUACAGAUCGAGGAAAGUGCUGCUGCAACCUCUGAUUCUGGUUCAUCCGAGUCAUCCAUGUCUUCUUCGGGCAGCGAUUCUGACGAUGAUUCUGAUGAUGAUUCCGAUAAUGAUUCCGAUGAUGAUUCUGAUGAUGUUGAUUCUUCGAGCGAGGUCGAGCCUGCGGCAGAGGCACCUUCUGAUUCUCAUUCAUCCUCAAGCUCCGAUGAUUCUGAUUCAUCAGACUCAGAUUCCGAAGAGGAAGCCGCCCCUUCUAUCCCGGUUUCUGUGGGCGCUCCUGGUGGAGGGUCACUACGCACUAAAAAAAACAACCAGCGCAUCAAACUACGCCGCCGUCUAUCCAAGCUCAAGGAGCUAGGUGCUCUUCCUGAAAAAGCAGGUUUCGAUGCAUUGCGAGCUUGGGAAGACAGCCACGGAGGCUGGCAUACUCCGGAACAAUAUCUUAACCCGGAGCCAUUCGUGCAACCCCCAAAACCUGUGGAACCGGAACUAGAACCAGAACCAGAACCUGCCGAAUCUUCGAAAAAGAAGCAAAAAAGAGAGAAGAAAGACCAGGAGCAAAAAGAGUUCGAAGCCAGGCGCCAAAAAUUGCUUAACGAUCUUGCAUUGGGUAAUGGUGUCGAUGUGAGCGAAAUAUCGGAAAAGGAAAAUGUCCCACCGGCUGCGUCUGCCGUUGGAGACACCCCUGUUUCAGAAGAAAUCUCCGGUAAGGAAGAGCCGGAGCAGGAACCUUCGAACCGACGUACACUGGACAUAGCUAGCUCACGACGCAUGCUGUUCGGAUCUCUUGGAAUGCGAACCCCGAAGACCAAGGAAGACGAAGAAGAAACACGGAGAAAGCUUGCUGCCAAAGCUAGUGCAUGCGGUCCCCGAAACAAACCCUCUAAGCAAGACAUCGGAGAAGAGGCCGACCAGAUGCAAGAGGAGGAAGAUGCAUCCGACAUUGAUUGGCAAAACAAGCUUGUCAUUCGUGCUGUCGAGUGUCUCUAUCCCCAGGUUGAUAUGACCGCGCCUCCUUAUCCAUUUGUUCAACGUUGGGAUAAAGAAGCCAAUGCCUUGAUUCGUGAGCUCAAAGGGCCCAGUAAGAAGCGGAAGAGAAAGCAGCGUGUUCAAGUCUAUGAGGGACAUGAGCAAGAAGAAUACGAUGAAAACGGGUAUUAUUACGGCCAUGAUGACAAAUAUCAAGCUAAUGACCAACCGAAUAACGGUUAUUACGAAGGUGAAGCCGAUUCCCAUUAUGAGGGCCAAUGGGAAGGCGAAGCUGCUCCUUACUAUGAAGGCCAUUAUGCAGGCGAAGCUGAAGGAGAUCAGAUCGAUUAUGACGAUGCUCCUGAGCCUGGACAAGCACCCAACCCCACUUUGGAUGACCUACCUGCGAUUCCUGCCGACAUGAGUUCUGUUCCUGGUUUGACAGAAAGUGAAGCAAAGGUCGGCGCAAUCAUUGCAUUCCGGCAGCUAGACAUGUCCAAAGCCACGAACUGGCAACCUCAAAUGUCUGAGUACCGAGUAGCCGAGGUACGCUCUAUUAAAGACCAUGGGGUGAUUAAUGUACUACUGGCCAAGCGGGACCGAAAGCCCCACUCAGCAUCCAGCGAGUAUGACGAGCCCCGUCGAUUCAGCAAAUUUGAAGUACCAGACUUAGCCAACGAUGAGGGAGAGGAUGAUGGCUAUCGCGAGCUUGCCUUUGCGGAACUCAGCGAUCCGAAGCUUAUCCAACCCGCAGCGCAGUCAGGUGCGGAAUUUGAAGGCCAGAACAGAGAAGGUAGCAUUGUCUCUGUAGUUCAUGAAUCCGUACUGAACGCCCAGCCAACCCUUUCCGAGGAAAUGUAUAUUGACGACACAACCAUUGUCACCAUCGGAAAUGAAGUCAGCCAUAUUGAGUCGCCUCGUGAAUCCCCGGGAAUGCCCGAUGAACCUAUCCAACAAACCCCAGGCAGAGACCUGCCGCAGAUUCAAGUCCAGAGUGGAUCGAUUCAGCGCAGUGUCACUCCUCCCAUCCCUUCACCUUCUUUUACUGGAUUUCACUCUGCUCGAUCCUGGCAGCAGAUGACCCCUGGUGUAGAGUUCAGCCGGGAGCUUGAAGGCCAUACUCUCAUCGGAGGAGACACGCCAUCUGCUCUAGUCAAUCGGGACGAAGAUCCUUCCGCCUUGUCAUACGCUUCUGCAAAUCAAUCCUUCGCGGAUGAAACCGAGGACCAGGAAAUGUCGGAGCAUCAAGAGCAUGAGCGCCAGAUUGUCAGUGAAAAUAUUUUACCGCCUGGCGAUUCGGGGGACAGCGGUCCUCAGUCUGGCUCACUUCUGUCUACCAUUGACCGUAGCGGUGGUAAUGGUGGUCAGGGUGGUAAUAGUAGUGAUGAUGAUGCGUCGGAUUCCGAUUCUCUGUUUGUGAAAAGCGAUACGAAGAGAGAAAAACAUAGUGUGGCUCCCACCAGCUCUUCUGAAUCAUGGAAAGAUCUUUUGAACAGAUUAAGGAAUGGUCCACCAGACCCAGACAGCAACAACAGCAGCAACAGCGAAGCCAACAGCGAAGCCAACAGCGAAGCCAACAGCGAAGCCAACAGCGAAGCCAACAGCGAAGCCAACAGCGAAGCCAACAGCGAAGCCAACAGCGAAGCCAACAACAGCGAAGCCAACAACAGCGAAGCCAACAACAGCGAAGCCAACAACAGCGAAGCCAACAACAGCGAAGCCAACAAUAGCGAAGACAACAACAGCGAAGUUAGCGAAGGCAAUCAAAGUCCCGAGCGGCUGGAAGAUAGUCUGCAGCACUCCUACCUGGAUCUCAAUUUCUCAUCGCUCGAUUUCCCACGGCCAUCCAACUCACACUCUCCCAACCCGCCAACGAGUGCCCAACCGGACGCGCAGUCUCAAAAACAAACCUCAAUCCUUUCGCCAUUUGAGACGAAGCCCGCCGCAACUACUCGCUCCAUACUCUCCCAGCGGGUGCAUGAACCCGAAUCCGCCUCCCAAAUUCUCUCCUCCCAGGCAUCCGAAGUGAUUGACCUCACUUCCAGCCCACGUGAAUCACCCAAACCCAGCAGCUCCGAUCCGAACCCAUCCCAGCGCUCCAAAUCUGCAGUGUAUGGGAAAUCACAACGUAGCAAGGACAUCCCUCGCUCAUCUGGACGUCCACCCCGAGCUUCUACGGGGAGACUCCAACACAUGGUGGAAGUGAGUAUUAGUCCUUCCAGCCAGAAGAAGAAGCGCUCGGCACGAAAGUUCUGA